AUGGAAGCUUGGUCCGGAGCGUUACGUGGCGCGUUGCACAGCGGUUCGAACGUCGCAGACCUAGUUGCCAGUCUGUCUCGUGGUGAUCAUCAUUGGUACGCAGCUACACACGCCCGACCGACAUUUUGUAACGUCUGUCGGGAGUCCCUCGGCGCUCUAGGGACGGCUCACGCCCUCGCUUGCGAACUCUGCAAAUUCAAAGCACACAAGAGAUGCGCUGCGCGGGCGCCGCCAUCUUGCAAGUGGAGUACACUGGCUUCGCUCGGACCGCAUCUGGUGGAGGAUGCUGAUGGCAACAUCAUUAUGCCGCACCAAUGGCUGGAGGGAAACUUACCGGUGGCUGCUAAGUGUGACGUUUGCGAAAAAACUUGUGGCUCCGUACUAAGGCUGCAAGAUUUCCGAUGCAUCUGGUGUCGUAAGUGCGUGCACGCGAACUGCAGACCCAGUUGGCGGGCCUUUUGCUCCCUCGGACCAGCCAGAGCAUCAGUGGUGCCGCCCACACGGCUCCACUCAGUCGGGCCUGAUGAUGGAUGGCUGCCAGAUAGACCACCUAACGCUUCGCCCCUUAUAGUUUUCGUCAAUUCGAGAUCUGGGGACAAUCAGGGCAUAAAGUUUCUUCGCCGUUUCAAACAGUUACUGAAUCCUGCACAAGUGUUUGAACUCAGUGGAGCGGGACCACGACUGGGUUUGAGGCUGUUCAGGCAUUUUGCACCGCUUCGAGUACUUGUUUGCAGCGGAGAUGGCUCUGUUGGCUGGGUGCUGCAAGAGAUUGAUAAACUCGAUAUGCAUCGGCAGGUUCAGACAGCUGUUCUGCCUUUGGGCACGGGCAACGAUCUGGCUCGCGUGCUGGGCUGGGGCUCGUCGUGUGAUGAUGCAGCCAAUCUGCAGCAGCUUUUGGAGCGAUAUGAACGGGCAUCCACCAAAAUGCUAGACCGGUGGUCGAUAAUGUCAUUCGAACGUGCUCUGACAGCGCCACCACCUCCUCCUGUGCCUCCAGACUUGUUGGACGAGAGCGCAUUGUUGAACAACUUGCAGGAAAUUGUACAGGCAGGAGAAGUUGGUGAGACUAGUAGCGAAGCUCGUGCUGCUCUUCGAGAAGGCUGUGUGCGAUUGGCUAGUGUUGGAGAGAGAGCCGGAGGUGGCGCUGCACGCGCUGCGCAUCGGCUCAGGCGCGCUUUAUCGUUGCUACUGCAUGCGCGGGCGCAUCUUGCCCAUGAUCAUGCUAAAUGCGAGUCAUGGGAGGCUUUAGAAUCAACCAGUGAGAGUGAGCCCGAAGCUCAACCCGUUGCUGAGAAGGGCAGCAUAGAAAAGACUGAAAAGGAGCAGCUCAAUUGGGCUGCGCGGGGUUGUGCGUUGGCGGGUCGUGCGGAUAGCGUGCGACGCGCUUUGCGCUCCCUCGUGCGGACGCUCACCUUGCUUUACCCGCCGGCACCGGAGGGUAAUACAGGGGAACAGAUCUGUAAAGGUGGUGAAGGGGGCGGAACUGGAGAAACGGAAAUGUCAGCGCUGCCCGUGCCAAGAGCUUUUGCAGACAGCCGUCGCUCAUCUGCAGCUAGUGCAGUUUCCGCCUCCUCGAUGCAACCUGAAAACAUUCCAGACGUAGACGAAGAUAUAGCUAAAUUAAUUAGUACUAAUCCUACGGAUCAAGCUUACAACUUGGAGGUGGAGAAACGGGAUAGGAGCAAAACCAGUUCCGCUUCGCCCCAAGAUCGCCUUUCGCUUUCAAACUUAUCGUCCUGUGAUACUAGCUCCUGUAGAAACCUUCUUAGACCCGAUGGGGAACAUGCAAGCGCAACUUACAAUAGUAGUAGUCUUACUAUACCUAAUCUAAUCGUGUCAGAUGAUAGUGAUAAGAGAUCAUUAAUACAGGGAGAAACUUAUGAAUCGGACCAAUUGACUAUAAUAGACAUCGACAAACCGUAUACGGAUGAAGUCCACUUCCAAGACUUGUGUGAAAGAGACGCACCACUAAGCGUUGAAUGCACGCCUGAGAGAAAGCUUUCCAGCGUAGACUUAGAGAUUGAUGCGACCAGUUCAGAGGGGUCCAACAUUAGCGACGAUUUUAGCUUAAUUUCCGAAAUCAUUGAUACCAAACCAGAAGAAUUAGAAGAUGGUGGUGGCUUGGGACACAUUGAUUCACCAGAAAUAUCAGAAACGACGUAUAUGAAUUCAGAAACAUUGCACGGAGAAUCUAUCAUGGAUGAUAUAAGCUCGAUGUUGGGUCAAGAAGUGCUCUUAGCUAUGAUGGGUAAGAAUGGAGAAAACGAGACGUAUACAGAUGACACGACUCUAUUUACUUCUGACACUGUCUCUGAUAUUCCCCUUGACAGUCGAAAUCCCAGUGUCGAAAAAACGCACGAAUCUAAGAACCGAUAUAUGUCUAAAAUAAAGAAACCAAUAGAUGCCGAUGUAGAAAAAUUUGGUUUUGAAAACAGAGUUUUCUAUCUCGAAAAUGCUUCUAAGGCCGAAGAACAAGUCAAAUAUUGUAGCUUAGCUCAUUUUGAAGAAGGAAGCGAUAUAGCAAGAAAGUCAUUUCGGAAAAAUAUAAGAAAAAGUAUUAAGAAACGUGUCGUUGACGAGAACUCUGUUAAGCAUCUUCUGCCAAGAUCUACAACAGAAGAAGUGCUCAGAACUGAUACACCGCAAUGUGAAGAAUCGGCAAAACCACCAACUUUCUUAAGCUUAGAGGAAAAAAGCCCAAUUGCCAAUGACCAAACACCGGUAUUUCCGCAAGUGAGUGUCGUAGUAGAGCCACCAUCACCUUCACACAGUGAUGAUAAGAAGAGUGUAAAAAGUUCGAGCCGCAUGGCUUCAGUGUUGAGCGAUAUUUUUGAUCAUGGCACCGACACACUUAGCGUGCAUUCGCCUGAACCUAGUGUGGUUAGUGCAAGAGAACGACGUCAAUCUGAUAAUCCCAGACUUUUAGGAUCUGACUCCGAGUAUGGACAAUUUCUUAGUUGUUCACCGGCCGCGACGAGACGAAUAUCGUGCGGUAGUCUUUUCAAACCCGGCGAACCAGAUAAACUUUCAACUUCGGUGUCAUCAAUAUGGGGAGAAGGUGGAUCAUUCGGUGGUGGUCCCACUAAGUCCGAGACCAGUGAUAAAGCUAAAAAACUACCAAUUAUAAAUCCAUUAGUUCAACUACCGGCUUGGCCUCACGUCACGCAAGGAUUCAUAAGUCAAUGCCUCUUAGCGAAUGCCGAUGCAUUAUGUGCUGCUGUUAGUCCACUGAUGGAUCCAGAUGAAACGCUACUGGAAGGCUUCUAUGAGCGAGCUGUUAUGAAUAAUUACUUUGGUAUUGGUAUUGACGCAAAAAUCACGUUAGAUUUUCAUAAUAAAAGGGAAGAACACCCAGAAAAGUGCAGAUCUAGAGCAAGGAAUUAUAUGUGGUAUGGUGUUUUGGGGUCAAAGGAAUGGGUCAACAGGACGUAUAGACACUUAGGACAGCGUGUCCAAUUGGAGUGUGAUGGCCAAAGAAUACCGCUUCCGGAGUUACAGGGCAUUGUAGUACUGAACAUACCAUCUUUUAUGGGAGGGACAAAUUUUUGGGGUGGCACCCGAGGCGACGAUUUAUUCUUGGCACCAUCGUUUGAUGACAGAGUUCUAGAAGUGGUAGCAGUAUUCGGUUCAGCGCAAAUGGCCGCGUCUCGACUUAUAAAUCUGCAAAAGCACAGAAUAGCACAGUGUCGAGCCGUUCAGAUAAACAUCUUGGGUGACGAGUGUGUACCAGUACAAGUAGAUGGAGAAGCCUGGCUUCAGCCACCAGGAUGCGUCCGUAUUAUACAUAAGAAUAGAGCGCAAAUGCUUUGUCGAUCGAGGGCACUGGAAACUAGCUUGAAGACGUGGGAUGAAAAACAACAGCAAAAGGCACAAGCGGGUGCUGGGUCAGCGCGCUCAUUGCCACCAACAGAAGCGGCUCAUCUUCUUAAUCUGCUUGAUGAUAUAAACACCAUUGUUAAACAUGUCAAACUGGCUUGUAUUAGUGAGAGCGGUUCUGGAAGGAUUUCAAGCGCUCUAUCAACAGCUAGACGGGUAGCAGCACAGGCUGAUGCGCUACAGGACUCUGAUGGGAGACUACUACCAGCACCACAACUGCGGCGGUUGUUGGCAACUCUGAUCGAGAGCUGUCAUGAGUUAUUAGACAGCGGUGCAGUGGGCAGCGCUUCGGGGGGUUUGCGGACGCAACUCGCGAGAUGUGUAACAAAAGAAGGCCUUGCAUAUAUCAACGCGGAAGAGGCUCCGAAGAAAGGCAGCCGGUGGCUGAGAAGUCGCCGCAGCGUGUCCGAAGGCGGCACAGUAUCAACGCAGACAGUCCAAGUCAGAUCGUGGGGCAUAAAAGAAGUGCAGACUUGGCUCGAGGCUAUAGAACUAGGCGAAUACUCUGAAGCCUUCUCAAAGCACGACAUCACUGGACGAGAAUUGCUUUCGUUGGCGCGUCGUGACCUGCGCGACCUUGGCGUCACAAAGGUUGGGCACGUGAAGAGGAUUCUUCAAGCUGUCAAAGAGCUACAGUGA
Molecule: messenger RNA, 4515 nt
Organism: Leptosia nina
Lineage: Eukaryota; Metazoa; Arthropoda; Insecta; Lepidoptera; Pieridae
Source: the annotation of a GenBank genome assembly